This is a messenger RNA of Daldinia decipiens, 803 nucleotides long. RefSeq lists its product as uncharacterized. Lineage: Eukaryota; Fungi; Ascomycota; Sordariomycetes; Xylariales; Hypoxylaceae. The record is from RefSeq and is a predicted model, not a curated record. Bases 156 to 371 code for a protein of 71 amino acids. The transcript is spliced from 2 exons.
UGCAUAUCCUGGGAUAAUGUGUAGCCAUCCAAGAGAUAUGCUGUAAUCAAAUAUAAUCGAUUUUCUUUUGACAAUAUUUCCUCAACACUAAGCCGAUUAUCACACCAAACAUUAUCACCUCGAAAAACAUCUCCAACGCUUAUACCUUCGAAAAUAUGAGUUCAUUCACUCGCGCCGCUCUUCCCGUAGGUCUUGCUGUAGCCUUUGGAAUUUGGACCGCUUAUUAUGCACUAGAUCCUGCAUUCAGGGAGCAACAAGAGAAGGCACAGCAACGCCUGGUAAAAGAUAACCAGCAGCUAGAUAAAGUGCCCGAAGUCAAGGACCUCGCACAACAAAAAACGCCCAAGACGGACACUUCACGCAACCGCUAGCUAUGUUUAGUCGCUAGAUACCCAGUAUAUCGAAUAGUUCCAGCUUCAUGAAUCCUACUUGGGCAUCAUAUGAAUUAUAUUGCCAGAGGUAGCGGUUACUGCGAAGCCUGAAGAUAUCUCCGGUGCUUAAUAGCAACGUUCUCAAGCUCAUGGUCUGGUUUUGUUGUUUGAUAUACCAAUGAGCAUCAUCAACGCCAUAGCAGUGGAUAGCUCAAAGGUGGCGUUGUCUUUUGAACUAAGUCGAACUGCUCACGCUAACCCAGCAAUGCGAGAUACCUUUGGUCUUUUUUAUCAAGUCAUUAGCUUAGACGAUUAAUCAUCGAGACAGUGAUUAAGUCUAGGAUGUUGAACACUAGCAAUUGAUAAAUACUACGAAUAUAAAAGACUUUCGGAGGGGUAUUGCUCGUCUCCAUAGCUACCUACCUAUCUUAU